Messenger RNA from Rotaria sordida, 1224 nucleotides. Lineage: Eukaryota; Metazoa; Rotifera; Eurotatoria; Philodinida; Philodinidae. The record is from the annotation of a GenBank genome assembly.
AUGUCAAUACAAACAUCAACAACACAUCAUCAUCGUUCUAAACAUCGAUAUGUAUUAACUUCACGUGAUUGUACCGUAUGCGGUUCAAAAGCAGUUGGUAUUAAUUUUGGUGUACUUACAUGUGCUCCAUGUAAAGCUUUUUUUCGUCGUAAUGCUCGUCGAAAAGAUGUUCUUCAAUUACCGUGUCAACUUGUAGAUUCUAAUUCUUCAAUAUAUGAAAAGAAACAUCAAUAUAAUGAUAAUAAUAAUUUAAAUAUGUGUUCUCAAAUACGACAUUGUACAUCAUGUCGCUUACGUCGUUGUUUUGUUGUUGGUAUGAAAGUAGAAUUAGUUCGAACAGAUGAAGAAAAACAACGAUAUAAAGAACUUGUUGAAAUGAAUCGCCAACGAAAACAAGAGUCAAUAAAAUUAUCAGAAAAGAAAUAUCUUAAUAUUGCUCGAUUUAUUGUAUCUAAUGAAGAAUUAUUGAACGAAACCGAUUGGAGACUUUUAUCAAAUAUUGUUUAUGCUUAUGAUAAUUAUUGUUUAAAAAUGUUUACACAAGCUCGUCAAACUAUUUUUAAUAAUGAAAUCAAUUUUUCUGAACAACCUUUAUCAAAAAUUAAUCAUCAUACAGCAAUGCGUCUUAAUAAUAUAACAUCAUUUUUAUCUUUUCUUUUAUCCAUACCAAUAAUUCAAACACUUUCAAUUUCUGAUCGUUAUUAUUUAUGUAAACAUAAUAUUCGUGCAUUAAUUUUGGCCAAUUUACAUGAAAUUGAACAAACAUGUUUUACUGAAUCAUGGCAGGUAAAUAUUGAUAAUACAGCAGCAGAAUAUGUUUAUGGAAAAGAAUUAUUUGCUGCGUCUGUUCAAAUUAAAAAAAAAGCUGAAUCAAUAUUAAUAACUGAUCCAGCAGUAACACGUCUUUGGUUACUUAUAUUGUUUUUUUCUACUCCUCUUCUUUGUUACUAUGAUCAUUCAUUACCUGAUUUAUCAUAUGAACAUCGUUUAGAUCUAAAUAAAAUUCAACAUUCAUUUAUUAUUUUAUUAUGGAAUUAUUUAUCACAUCGUCAUGGAUAUUUUGAUGCUGUUCGAAUUUUUUCAAAUAUUAUAUGUAUUUAUUUACAAAUGCAACGAAUUUCUCGAGCAAUAAAUCAUGAAAUACGAACACGAAAUGAUUUAGUAGAUGUAAAUCAAGCAUUGAAUCGGGCAAUAGCAUUUGAAAAUGAUAUAUUGAGUAGUUAA